AUGGACUCCCAAGACGAUCCCUAUUUGUACGACGACGGCGAUGCCCAGAGCAUUACGCCCGAAGACUGCUGGACGGUGAUCCUGUCUUUUUUUCAGGAAAAAGGUUUGGUCUCCCAGCAGUUGGACUCGUUUGACGAGUUCAUCGAGACAACCAUCCAGGAGUUGGUGUGGGAGGAUUCGCAUUUGAUUCUCGACCAGCCAGCUCAACAUACUUCCGAAGAUGACCACGAGAACAGACGUUACGAAAUCACAUUUGGCAAGAUCUACAUCUCUAAGCCUAUGCAGACAGAAGGCGAUGGUACCACUCAUCCCAUGUUCCCUCAAGAAGCCCGUUUGAGAAACUUAACUUACUCCUCACCUUUGUAUGUAGACAUGACCAAAAAGGUGUUCAAGUCCGAUGACAACAGACGGAAGGAAAACGAGUUGGAAUGGGUAGAAGAAAAGGUAGAAGAUGAAGAACCUCAACAAAAGGUCUUUUUGGGUAAAGUACCCAUCAUGUUGCGGUCCAAGUUCUGUAUGUUGCGUGAUUUAGGUGAACACGAGUUCUUCGAGUUGAAAGAGUGCCCUUACGAUAUGGGAGGCUACUUUGUCAUCAACGGUUCGGAAAAGGUGUUGAUUGCCCAAGAGAGAAGUGCUGCAAAUAUUGUUCAAGUAUUCAAGAAGGCUGCUCCUUCUCCUAUUUCUCAUGUUGCAGAAAUAAGACUGGCUCUUGAAAAGGGUUCGCGUUUGAUUUCGUCGAUGCAAAUCAAAUUGUACGGUAGAGACGAAAAGGGAACGUCUGGUAGAACGAUCAAGGCUACAUUGCCUUACAUCAAGGAAGACAUUCCUAUCGUAAUCGUAUUCAGAGCGUUGGGUGUAGUCCCCGACGGAGACAUCUUAGAACACAUCUGUUACGAUGCUAAUGAUUGGCAGAUGUUGGAGAUGUUGAAACCCUGUGUGGAAGAAGGGUUUGUAAUUCAAGAAAGAGAAGUCGCUCUUGAUUUCAUUGGUAGAAGAGGUGUUUUAGGUAUCAGAAGAGAAAAACGUAUCCAGUAUGCUAAGGAUAUCUUGCAGAAAGAGUUGUUGCCUAAUAUCACACAGGAAGAGGGCUUUGAGUCUAGAAAGGCAUUCUUCUUAGGUUACAUGGUCAACAGAUUGUUGUUGUGUGCAUUGGAAAGAAAGGAGCCAGACGACAGAGACCACUUUGGUAAAAAGAGAUUGGAUUUAGCUGGACCCUUAUUGGCCAACUUGUUCCGUAUUCUCUUCAGAAAGUUAACCAAAGAUAUAUACAACUACAUGCAGAGAUGCGUAGAAAACGACAAAGAAUUCAAUUUGACGUUGGCCGUCAAGUCCCAAACCAUAACCGAUGGUUUACGUUACUCUUUGGCUACAGGUAACUGGGGUGAACAGAAGAAGGCCAUGUCGUCCCGUGCUGGUGUAUCUCAAGUUUUGAAUCGUUACACAUACUCAUCUACCUUGUCACAUUUGAGAAGAACAAAUACUCCUAUUGGACGUGAUGGUAAGAUCGCCAAGCCCAGACAGUUGCAUAACACUCACUGGGGAUUAGUAUGUCCAGCAGAAACGCCUGAAGGACAGGCGUGUGGGUUGGUUAAGAACUUGUCUUUAAUGACAUGUAUUUCAGUUGGUACACCUUCUGAGCCUAUCUUAUACUUUUUGGAAGAAUGGGGUAUGGAGCCUUUGGAGGAUUAUGUUCCUUCUAAUUCUCCUGACUCGACCAGAGUGUUCGUAAACGGUGUUUGGGUUGGUACUCACAGAGAUCCAGCCAACUUGGUUGAUACCAUGCGUAGUUUAAGAAGACGAGGUGAUAUAUCUCCUGAAGUUUCUAUUAUCAGGGACAUCAGAGAAAAAGAGUUUAAGAUCUUCACCGAUGCUGGACGUGUUUACCGUCCGUUGUUCAUUGUAGACGACGAGGCCGAGUCCGAAACCAAAGGUGACUUGAAGUUGCAGAAGGAGCAUGUCCACAACUUGUUGUCGUCUGAAUACGACGAGUACGAAGACCCAGACAACGAAGGAGCCAGUUACACCUGGCUGUCAUUGAUUAAUGAUGGUGUUGUAGAGUAUGUAGAUGCUGAAGAAGAAGAAACCAUUAUGAUAGCCAUGACACCAGAGGACUUGGAAGCUUCCAAGAAUGCUAUUACUGAAACUCCAGAUAAGUCUGUGCUCGAAGAGCAAGAGUUAGACCCAGCCAAGAGAAUCAAGCCUACUUUCUCAGCUGCCACACAUACAUUCACCCAUUGUGAGAUCCAUCCAUCUAUGAUUUUGGGAGUGGCAGCUUCGAUUAUCCCCUUUCCAGAUCAUAACCAAUCGCCUCGUAAUACCUAUCAAUCUGCUAUGGGUAAGCAAGCCAUGGGUGUCUUUUUGACUAACUACUCUGUGAGAAUGGAUACUAUGGCCAACAUCUUGUACUAUCCACAGAAACCUCUAGCUACCACUAGAGCCAUGGAGCACUUGAAGUUUAGAGAGUUGCCUGCUGGGCAAAACGCCAUUGUUGCCAUUGCUUGUUACUCCGGUUACAAUCAAGAAGAUUCAGUGAUUAUGAACCAAUCAUCCAUCGACAGAGGGUUAUUCAGAUCAUUGUUCUUUAGAACGUAUAUGGAUUUGGAAAAGAGGCAGGGUAUGAAGGCAUUGGAAACAUUUGAAAAGCCUUCUCGUUCGGAUACAUUAAGGCUUAAGCACGGAACCUACGAGAAGUUGGAUGACGAUGGGUUGAUUGCUCCUGGUGUCAGAGUCAGUGGUGAGGACAUCAUAAUUGGUAAGACUACACCUAUUCCUCCAGACACUGAGGAGUUGGGACAAAGAACACAAUACCAUACCAAGAGAGAUGCUUCCACGCCUUUGAGAAGUACCGAGUCUGGUAUCGUCGAUCAGGUGUUGUUAACCACGAAUGGUGAUGGUGCAAAGUUUGUCAAGGUGAGAAUGAGAACAACCAAGAUUCCUCAGAUCGGUGACAAGUUUGCUUCCAGACACGGACAGAAGGGUACUAUUGGUGUUACCUAUAGACACGAAGAUAUGCCGUUCACAGCCCAGGGGAUUGUUCCCGAUCUUAUUAUCAACCCCCAUGCCAUUCCCUCUCGUAUGACGGUUGCGCAUUUGAUUGAAUGUUUGCUUUCGAAGGUGUCGUCAUUGUCUGGGCUCGAAGGUGAUGCUUCUCCCUUUACCGAUGUCACUGCUGAGGCUGUAUCCAAGUUGUUGAGAGAACACGGCUACCAAUCGAGAGGUUUCGAAGUCAUGUACAACGGUCACACUGGUAAGAAGUUGAUGGCACAAGUAUUCUUUGGACCUACGUACUACCAGAGAUUGAGACACAUGGUCGAUGACAAGAUCCACGCCAGAGCCAGAGGACCAGUUCAAGUCCUUACCAGACAACCAGUAGAAGGUAGAUCGAGAGAUGGUGGUUUACGUUUCGGUGAAAUGGAAAGAGAUUGUAUGAUUGCCCAUGGAGCUGCUGGAUUCUUGAAGGAAAGAUUGAUGGAGGCAUCUGAUGCCUUCAGAGUCCAUGUCUGUGGUAUGUGUGGUUUGAUGACGGUUAUUGCCAAUUUGAAGAAGAACCAAUUCGAGUGUCGUUCGUGCAAGAACAAGACCAACAUCUACCAGAUUCAUAUUCCAUAUGCUGCCAAGUUGUUGUUCCAGGAGUUGAUGGCAAUGAAUAUUUCUCCAAGAAUGUAUACCGAAAGAUCACAGAACAGCAUUAGAGUUUGA
Messenger RNA from Scheffersomyces stipitis CBS 6054, 3699 nucleotides. RefSeq names its product DNA-directed RNA polymerase II subunit RPB2 (gene RPB140). The coding region runs from base 1 to 3699 and encodes 1232 amino acids. The record is from RefSeq and is a predicted model, not a curated record. Gene Ontology annotation, biological process: DNA-templated transcription. Lineage: Eukaryota; Fungi; Ascomycota; Pichiomycetes; Serinales; Debaryomycetaceae. The transcript has a single exon. Gene Ontology annotation, cellular component: RNA polymerase II, core complex. Gene Ontology annotation, molecular function: ribonucleoside binding; DNA binding; DNA-directed RNA polymerase activity.